Molecule: messenger RNA, 1346 nt
Organism: Opisthocomus hoazin
Lineage: Eukaryota; Metazoa; Chordata; Aves; Opisthocomiformes; Opisthocomidae
Source: RefSeq, a predicted model, not a curated record
AUGACGAGGAGAAGGUAUGAGAGCAAGCAUGAUUACAUUGAGCUGAACAGGAAGGUGGUCGAUUACUCCCAGUUUCAGGAAUCAGAUGAUGCUGAUGAAGAUUAUGGAAGAGAUUCAGGUCCCCCAUCCAAGAAAAUCCGUUCGUCUCCCCGGGAGGCUAAAAAUAAGAGGCGAUCUGGGAAGAAUUCUCAGGAGGACAGUGAGGAUUCAGAAGACAAAGAUGUGAAGACUAAAAAAGAUGAUUCACAGUCGGCAGACGAAGAUUUUGGCAGUGAAGAUGAUGACUUAGGAGCAGAUGAUGGCAAAGCUGACAGUGACUAUGAGAGCUCGCAAAAAAGCAAAAAAGGAAAAAAGGCUAAACCAGAAAAAAAUAAGAGACCAGCCUCCAAAUCCAGGAAAAGGCCUGCAGAGGACAGUGAGGACGAGAAAGAAGACCACAAAAAUGUGCGUCAGCAACGACAGGCAGCAUCCAAAGCAGCUUCUAAACAGCGAGAAAUGCUAAUGGAUGAUGUGGGUAGUGAGGAGGAAGAGCAAGAGGAUGAUGAGGCACAGUUCCAGGAAAAUUCAGGAAGCGAUGAAGACUUCCUCAUGGAAGAUGAUGAUGAUAGCGACUAUGGCAGUUCAAAAAAGAAAAAUAAAAAAGUCUCCAAGAAAUCCAAGCCAGAGAGGAAAGAAAAGAAAAUGCCGAAGCCCAGGCUAAAGGCUACAGUGACCCCCAGUCCGGUGAAAGGCAAAGGGAAGGCAGGCCGCCCCACAGCUUCCAAGGCAACAAAAGAAAAGACCCCAUCCCCCAAAGAAGAGGAUGAAGAGCCUGAAAGUCCUCCAGAAAAGAAAAAGUCAGCCAGCCCUCCACCAGAGAAGUCAGGGGAUGAGGGAUCUGAAGAUGAAGCACCCUCUGGUGAAGAUUAAAUGGCAGUUGAGGAAAUCUUUGUUUAAAAAAAAAAAGAAAAAAAAGAAAAAGGAAAAGAAAACAUACUUAGGGGUAGAACACGGUUUUGGCUGUGGCUUGACUCAUGGGCUUUGAAUGCUGUCUUUACUUUCAGCUGUUUAAUACAGUGUAUCCUUUUUUUAAUAAGAGGAAACCCUUAUACAGUAAUAUUUUGAAGUCACUGUUCUCUGUUGGCCAUUCCGUUCUCCCUCCCCCACCAAAUCUGAAAGCCAUUUGAGACAAAUUAACAGACCAUUUAAAUAUAUAUUUUUUCCAAGGGAUACUGCAGUUGUGAAGCAAUAAGGUUUGAGACUGAUACAUGGAAACCAUACUUACAAAUCAUUGAGUAGAAUAGAUUUCCCAGUGCUGGUAAGAGUUCUUUACAAUUAUUAUGCUGUAUUUGAAUAUAUGGAAAAAA